Seminavis robusta is the source of this 3181-nucleotide messenger RNA. The record is from the annotation of a GenBank genome assembly. Lineage: Eukaryota; Bacillariophyta; Bacillariophyceae; Naviculales; Naviculaceae.
CCAAAACAUUGUUGGUAAUCUCAUGAAGAUUAGGGUUUAGGAAGACGGAAUCUUGCUAGCCCGACAAAAAAAAUACGUGCCAAUAAGUUGAAGUUCCUUCUCCAGUACAUCGUUGUACCAUUGACUCUGUCCAGGACGGAAUGUUCGUGUGGAUCCAAUCUUCCACGUGUCAACAAAUGUAUCUUUCUCAUCGGCUUCAUGUCUUGAUCAAAUAAAUCAUCGUCAGGUUGAAGAAACGAAAAAACAACCAGACCAUAGAGACAUCAACACCCCCAUCAACACUCAUCCAUCUUCUGAAGCCAAAACAUCAGAUCUUGUCUAGAAGCUAGCUAGCUAGAGAAAGAAAGAAAGGAAGAAGCAAUGAUGAUGAUGAGAAGCUCUUCUACCAAGCAAUGUCAAUCAGCCCUGGUGCUGUUGAUGCUGAUGGCUAUGGCUGUGUCUGUGUGUCUUGGAUUUCAGGCUCCUCCAGUGCAGAGUGGUACUAGUAGAACCAGUACCCAGCUGUACAUAAUCAGUGGAGCCUUCAAAAAGUACAAGGCCGAACAGGAAAAGAAGAAAAUGCCCAUGGCCACUCGAGAGGAAGCCAAACUUGAAUCGCCGGGACUCCGCGUGGGAUCGUCUGUCUGGAAGUGGCCUCCUGUCUGGCCUUAUGAUAGACAGUUCUUCAUGCCGACAGAGGAUAUUCCAAAGGCUCCUCAGAUGAGCAUGAACCAAAUGGCGUCCAUGGUCAGUGGCAUUCAACAAGCGCCUGGAGCUGCAGAACCUACUCUAGAAGAACAGCAGGCAAACCAACUCGAUGUUUACGACUUUUGGGGAAACCAAAAGGCAGAUGUCAAGACUGAAAUGGAUCAAGAAGCCAUUGAAAAACUAAAGGCCCACUACGACUUUUACUUGCAAGACGGAGCAUCCAUCUUGGAACUCGGUGCUGCUGAAGAAUCCUAUUUGCCAGACUCGGUCAAACCCAGUAGACACGUCGGCAUUGGACUCAACCAGAAACUCAUGGACAUCAAUCCUUCCCUUACCGAGACCAUGAUUGUAGACCUUAACACGGUCGUUGAAGACAGGGAUGUCGAUAAUGAUGAAUUCCGUCUACUGGCACAAGAUCCAUUCGAUGCCGUCAUUAUGGCAAACACGGUAGAGUUCCUCACCAAUCCAAGAGAAGUACUACGAUCCGCAUGGUACAUGCUCAAGCCAGGAGGUCAAAUGUUCAUUGUCUUUUCGGGAAAAGAUGCUCCUCUCAACUCCAAAUUCGAAAGAGCUGCCACCAAGGUUUGGAGAGACUACAACGACGAUCAACACAUGUGGAUUUGUGGAUCACUAUUCGAGUUCAGUGCUGGUGAUGGAUGGGAUAGUCUCAGAGGAUUCAAUAUCAGUCCGGAAUCCGCAAAGGACAUGUCCACCGUCGGCACCAAUCCGUUAGAAAACAUGAUGAACCAAGGAAAGCCAAACAACAUCUUUGUUGUACAAGCCGUCAAGGGAGCACAAGAUGAUUCACUCAACGCCGACAACCUGGAAAAAUCAAUCACCAGCAAAAUGUGGAUGAUGCCCGUCGUUGAACCAAGAGACAAAAACCUUGUCAUUCCGAGACUCGUACGAUCCAUUGAAAUGGCUACCGAAGGAGAGCAAAAGGAGAGGGUCACGAAUGCCAUUGAAAACAACAUUGCAACCAUUCCCAAGGUCUACGAAGCACUCGUCAAAAUGGAUCAAUUCGCAUUCACGUUCAGUAUGCAAGCACAGCUCGCUACCGAACUCAUCAUUAACCCAGACUUUAAUGCCAAUGAAGACCAGUUGGUUGCUCUCAAGCAAGGACUGGGAUUGCGCAAACCUUCCAAGGAUUUCUGGGAACCACUCGGACAGUACACUUCACAGAUGGACGUUGAAGACAAAAUCAGCCUUCUCGGAUACAUCGUUCCUUGCUUUGGAUCCAAUGACCCAGAUCAACUACAGGCUUUGCAAGACUAUGCUUCUGGACUCAAGCCGACCAUGAACUUGGUACGCAUGAAGUGUCCCGGAUUGCCCGAACCGGAUGUACAGUUGAUUGCCACAGAGUUCUUGGCUGCCGAAAUACUCAAGCCAGGACAAACCACACGAGAAGACUUUGCCAAAUGGUUGGGUGAAAUGACAGAAGACGAGAUCAAGGCUCCGCUUGUGGCACGACAGAAGCUACGUAGAAGCUCGGCCGAGGAAUUGGAAGCAUUCCAAGAAGAAAUUGCGGAACAAAAGGCAGAAUUCGAAAAGACAAAGGAAAGAUACGAAGAGAUCAAAAAGCAAGCACGGGAAAACAGAUCCAUGAUCCUCAAUGGAAGGACCGGCAAAUUCGAGGAGUACAAACCAUAGCUAGAUUUUAGUUGACUUGAUUUUUUAGCAAUGACAGCCACUGUAUACCAUACUGUACCGGUACCCUGCCUGUUGUGCGUUCUUCUACACUGGCUGCCGGCAAGAAGUGCACCCCGCAUUUGCCUCCUUGCCAACCGUAGAAACGUACCGUGGCAGAGGGCUCCUGCUGCUCCGUUACUAAAGGAAUGAAUGCGCAUGGAUUGCAGGAUCUCAUCUUACUCGUAGUACAACGUCGUCGACUUCACUCCAUGCUCGUUUUCGGAGCCAUUACGUCGGCGGUGCUACCGUAUCGGUACAUGUAGCGGUAUGCUUGAAGAAGGGCGGCGCAUGAGCCCCAUCGCAACAAAACCAUAUUUGCCGCUUUCGUCACAGCAGCCAACAUUCAUCAGGUUCCGACACAUUGGAAAACAUGAUCAUAAAUAUCUGCAAUAGCUAGCUAAUCUUGACUCUUAAAGAUGCCAAGAUAGGUCAUGACUUUGCUGGGUAGCCCCUACAAGGGACACAGUCAUCCUGAGCCACCGGCACUGAUAGAUCGCUCGCUUAGCAUAACAGUUCAGCCAUAAUUCGCACAGACGAAACAACAAAAACCAAAAAGCAGGUCUACCCGGUAGCAUAGAGUAGCACAACCUCCACGAGAGUGCUCAGUCGAGUCCGGUUGCGCCGUUGCAAAGCUUCCCUUCCAGAUGCUAGAGCCGAUCUGUUCCUUUGGGGGCUUCCGGUAUGGCAGCUUGAAAGCGGAAAGAGUAAGUAGACAAGCCACGGUAGCACGAGUACGACGUUCAGGACAAAGCAAGAGUAUGAAUGAAGUUUUUUUAUUUGUUUUUCUUUUAAAGAGAGUAUUGAA